CGACGACGGAAGCACCACGCUUGACGAUUAAGGGCAGCAAGUUCACAGCACUUCGUUUGGUGGGUUUUAUGUUGGCGUGGUUAUGUGUUUCCUGGUUUUGUGUCGUUUAGUUUACAGUCCGGUUUAAUUUGCGUCGAGCGGUUGUGUUUUUCUUGUGCAAAUAAGUGUUCCUUACCGCAAGUGUGUGAAUGAUUGUUUCGCUGGCAGUCUCCGCACCGAAAGCCAGAUAUUCCGUCCAUUAUUACUUUCUAUUCAGCACGCGUAUUCCGUUCGUACUUCCGUGUUUGUUAUCUGAGGUGGAGCUGCCCCAAAACCCCUGCAACACGCGUGUGUGUGUGUGUGUUCUGUCCAGUCAAAGGUGGAGUGGUCCAAGAAAUCCGGUCAUUUUGUUCUGCUGACGCUGGCGAUCUAAAGCAGCAGCGUACAGCGACGAUGAGCAAAGCAAUCCCCGUGACCGUGAACCGUGAUUGAAAAGAUUCUAAGCCGCCUUCGGAGACGGAGGAGAACGUUUCCACUGGUAUCCACGCAAGCAGAACCAGCAUCAGCAGUGUGCCGGAGGAGAAACAGAAGCAUCAUCAAGUUUCCGAUUCCCGUUAGAAAGCCCUACAUCGUCACCAGCAGCAUCUAGUAGGGCUAAGGGGGCGACGACCGGCGCAGCACGGAACGGGGAACCCGAAGAAGGAAGGGUAUGAAGUUGGAGGCCAACAUUCAUCUGCAGCAGCAGCUUAGCAGCGGCGCAGAGGACAAGCACCAGCAUCAGCAUCCGCUACAUUCGGUCAGCAACCUGCAGCACCUGUCGCAGUUGAACAGCAUGAGCAUCGAACUGUGCCUGGUGUGCGGCGAUCGGGCCUCCGGUCGGCACUAUGGCGCAAUCAGCUGCGAAGGCUGCAAGGGAUUCUUCAAACGCUCGAUCCGGAAGCAGCUCGGUUACCAGUGCCGCGGGUCGAUGAACUGCGAGGUGACCAAGCACCACCGGAACCGGUGCCAGUACUGUCGACUGCAGAAGUGCCUCGCCUGCGGCAUGCGCAGUGAUUCGGUCCAGCAUGAGCGCAAACCGAUCAUCGACAAGAAGGACGGCCAGUCGGGCCCGAACCCGAACAGCAAGUACAAUCCGCACCGGAACAAGGAGUACCACCAUCACCAUAGCGCCAGCAACAGCAGCCAGGAACCGGUGGUCAAGUCUUCCCCGGCGGCCUCCGCAGCGGCCGCCGCCUCGCUGUUCAACUAUCUGCCCGGGUUUAGCUUUGCCGAUUUCACGGCGACACUCAGCAAACGUUCGGCGGCAAACAAAUCGCCCCCGUUGUCGCUGGCCAGAGACCCGUCGGUGCAACAGCAACAACAGCAGCAACAACAACAACAACAGCAACACCAGCAACAACAACAACACUUAGCACAAUCAAGCUCUUCCGCCGCCACUCACCAACUCUCGUCGCUUUCGGCCGCAUGCGGCGGGGGUGGCGUUGUUUCCGGUGGUCCGGUCAGUCCCUUCGGAAGUCUCCAGUCGGCGCUCAAAACGGAAGCAGGUGAAACGGGUCUCGGAUCAGUGUCGACCAGUGCAGCCGAUUCGAUUGCGGCCCUUAUCGGACUGAACACUUCGGCGGCGGUUGCUGCCGUGGCGAUGUCGGGCGUUGGGGCCACGCUGAGUGGCCGACCACCGAGUGCUACCACUGCCGCAUCGCUGCUCGGUGAGGUUGCGGAUGGAGUGGGCGGAAGCCUUCGAGGAAGCGCAUCUUCGAACGUUGGUGGAGGCAUUCACUUUCCGUCCCUCACGGCGAUGGACACAAGCGAUUCGAGCUCGGUGGACAAAUCGCUGCUGUGUAGCUCGCUCGAGUUCAUCCAGAGCAUGGAGCAGGAGUUGAACAGCAAUUUGAACAACAACUUUGGCAUCAAAACGGAACUGAACAAUGGCAACGAUGAGGAGUGCAUCGAGUACGACUACGGAGGGAUUGGGCGGGGCGAACCGGUGUUGACGGAAAACUGCAUCAACUUCGAGAUCCAGGUGCCGAACGUGUUGCCAAACUAUCUGAGCUUGCACUACGUUUGCGAGACCGGUUCUCGGUUGCUCUUUGCCACCGUGCACUGGAUGAAGAAGAAUCAUAUCUUCCAAAUGCUAAGUGAUGCCUUCCAGGGUGAACUGGUGCGUCAGGUAUGGCCGGAGCUGUUCAUGAUCGGGCUUGCGCAAAGCAGUGGCCAGUUGUCAUUCAACACGAUCAUGCUGGCCCUUAUCCAGUACAUGAAAACGGUUAUCCUGAACAAAAAGUUCAGUGGUGAGGUCAUCAGCUACCUAAUGAAAUACAUCCUGCUGGUCCAGGAGCUCGUCAACGAUCUGCAGAAGUUGAAUCUGACCGACCAUGAAUAUGCCUAUAUGAGACUUUUGACGAUCUUCAAUCCAGAUAACAUCCUACAGGACAACGGAAAGAAUCAGCAUCUGGCCAAGAUUCAGGAGCUCGUUUUAAGCUCUUUCCGGGAGUACUACCGCACCAAGCACCGCCGGCUGGUGGCCAGCGAAAGCGAAGAGAAUCUGCGCGCCAACACGGCCACCAGCGGGGCCGAUGAAGAAGAUCCGGACGAUGACGACGAGUACUAUGCGCGUAGUGUACAAUCUCAACACCACCAGCAUCAGCGGGCAGCAACGCAGGACUUGCGUAUGAUGAAGCUGAUGCUGAAACUCCCAACACUCCGGGCACUCAACUCGAAGCGCGACCUGGAAGAUCUUUUCUUCAGCAACCUGAUCGGUCAGGUGCAAAUUGACAGCGUGCUAACGUACGUGCUGCAGACGAACGAUGGAGCGCUUUCGUUCGCGAAUCUGGUGCACAAGUUCGAGCCGGCAGGAGGGAAUAACGGAAUCGGUGGACUCGUGACCGGCGGUGCACACAGUUCGGCGAUGGAUAGUGACGAGUAGGGAGACAAGAAAGAACUGAUUGAUUGUUGGUAAUGUGGAGUGGGACCAUUAUUUUGGCCAGAGUUCACAAACUCUCACGUUUCUUAUGCUCCCCCGACGUGUUGUUGGUUGAACCACCGAAAGUGCAUUCUAAAGCUUAAGGCAACUAAGAAAUGGCAGAUAGAUGUUGUCUCCCAAUCAUGAAUAUCUGAAGAUGCAGGUAAAACACAUCUUUCUUUUCCACUCCGUUACGGAUCUAAACUCUAUAUGGCAUUUUUAUUUCUUUUAUUUGUUUAUAUAACUUGAUUUUCUUCGCAACACCUCCAUCCUAUGGUCGUUGUUUGCCUUUUAAAGUGCACAAAAACGUGACAAUCACUAGGGACGUUAACUGUAGUUGAUUCAUGCCUCUUCCGGGUGGUGAUUGCAUAGAAAGUAUUAUUAGCUCGAUUGAUUUCAUUUUGCCAAAACGACAACAUGAAUUAAAAGCUCAGUGAAUAAUGAUUUAUUAUCAAACGAGAAGAGCGCACGCUUCAUUCACAAUCGAGGUGUCCGUAUCGUCUGUCCAUUUAAAUGUUAACUUUUUUUCAAUUAACAUUGUUAGAUACUUUUGUGUGGCACAUUGCAGGAAAAACAAUAUAUGUAUAUUUAAGAAAAGUAUAGAAGACUAAGUGCACGCACGUGGCAGAUGGCGUGCGUGGAAAAUUUGUUAAAAAUCCUCCCAACACACUUUUGUACUUGAAGACGAUGGCGUACAAGAACCACCUUAUAUAUUAAAUUAUAUAUAACUUUUGCUUUGGCGAGAAAACAAAACCCGUACCUGAAGAAGGUAUUAGUUGUUUAGAAAACGACUUACUUGUAGCUUGUAUUUAGCGUAGUAGAAAGCGAUGCCGAGAGUGUGCAAGGCAAAGGAAAGGAAAAGGCGUGCAGGAAUAAGAUUACGAAGUGACUGCGGUAAAUGGAAAGAAAACAAUAUAUUAAAGCGCAACUUCUCACAAUGUAGUGAAACAGAACCAAACCACUUACACGAGGAGAAACAUAGAUAAAAGGAAGAGAUACAAGAGGAGUGUUAUUAGCG
This is a messenger RNA of Anopheles coustani, 3956 nucleotides long. RefSeq names its product orphan steroid hormone receptor 2 (gene Hr78). The record is from RefSeq and is a predicted model, not a curated record. The coding region runs from base 689 to 2902 and encodes 737 amino acids. The transcript is spliced from 5 exons. Lineage: Eukaryota; Metazoa; Arthropoda; Insecta; Diptera; Culicidae. Gene Ontology annotation, biological process: regulation of transcription by RNA polymerase II; anatomical structure development; cell differentiation. Gene Ontology annotation, molecular function: nuclear receptor activity; RNA polymerase II cis-regulatory region sequence-specific DNA binding; zinc ion binding.